Penicillium angulare is the source of this 2136-nucleotide messenger RNA. RefSeq names its product VPS9 domain-containing protein. NCBI's taxonomy places the organism in Eukaryota, Fungi, Ascomycota, Eurotiomycetes, Eurotiales, Aspergillaceae. The transcript has 2 exons. Gene Ontology annotation, biological process: vesicle-mediated transport. The record is from RefSeq and is a predicted model, not a curated record. Gene Ontology annotation, cellular component: cytosol; endocytic vesicle. Gene Ontology annotation, molecular function: guanyl-nucleotide exchange factor activity; small GTPase binding. Bases 1 to 2136 code for a protein of 711 amino acids.
AUGGAGAGCCCAGAAUCUCGACCUCCCAUACCGGCUAGACAAACAUCGACCGAUCAGGGAGAAACUUCUACACCGCCCAUGUCUCUCCCCGUAGACUCUGAGGGGCAGCAAGAUGGACCUGAUGUUUUCGAGCGGCGAGGCUCUGCAGAUUCUGGUGGCGGAGAUACCCAGGCAGACGAGGGAUUUGUGCUCUCGAGGAGUGUACAAGAUCCCUCCGAAGAGCUUCCCAUAGAGCUGAUUAGCUUGACAGAUCGGUUCGUCAACUCGCUCAGCGCAAAAGUACACAACUCGCCACCGACGAUCGAUAAAAUAUCCUCCCUCUUCCAAGUCUUCUACGAUCGCGCCGAAUCCCACAUUGCUACACACAUAUCUACUCUUGCCUCUCGUAUCAAUCGUGACCCGGCUCCUCAGGUUACUUCAAAGUUGAGAGGUGGUGCACUUUCAAAAUUGAGCAACAAGAUAUCCCAGGAUGAUGUUCGACAAGGAUCUAGUGGUCGACAGAUGUUGACAGCUUCGGAAGUUGCCGAGAGGCGGAAAGCACGUAAAGCUCUGGAGUAUAAACGAGCUGCGCUUGAAGAGGCUGCGGAGAGAAGAGUCUGUGAAAUGGUAUAUGCCAAAGUUUGGAGACAUAAAACUACCCUGGACGAUGUUCGAGAUGAGAAGUUGCGUUCAAAGACUGCGGCUUUGUUGCUGGUGGGUAUCAAUUUGAAAGACUUGGGUAUCGAUAUCGACUUAUCAACAAUCGAGGAAGCAAAGCAACAGGAAGCAAACGAUUGCUUAGGCCAGGCCAGAGACUUUUUGGAAAAAAUGAACGAGUACAAAUAUCCUCUCGGUAAACUUCAACAAUUAGCGGCAGCGCACAAAGCUAUUGUUGAUGCCCUAACGAAACUUUUGCCAUCAUCAUCGUCUGCAGAUGAAAUCCUCCCAACUUUGAUCUAUACACUUAUCACUAGCCCACCCGAUGGAAUCAACGUUAUUAGCAACUUGCUCUUCAUCCAACGGUUCAGAUCUGCCAACAGAAUCGAUGGUGAAACUGCCUAUUGUUUGACCAAUCUCGAAGCAGCUAUCAGCUUCCUGGAGAAUGUCGAGUUGUCCAGUCUGCGCGCAGAUGAACAACAGGAAGGACCUAUUAAAACCCCCAGCGAGACCGCAACUCCCUCCUCCGAGCGCCUUGAUCCAUUCAAACCAACCAAAGAAAGUACAACCUUGUCCGUAACAACAGUCUCUGCAUCGCCUGAAAUAUCCAAGCCGGAAUACAAAGAGCCAGCAUCUGCUACUCUGCCUCGGCCUCGGCCCUCGCCCACACCCCAACAAAGACGACUUAGCAACUUGUUCCAACCACCCGCAAAGGUUUUCGAAGCAGCAAAUGAUGCAGUUCGCACGACAGCCGACCAAAGUCUCAAGAACAUCGGUACUUCACUAGACAAUUCUUUCAAUUUUCUGUUUGGUCGUCUCAAGGAACUACAAAAUCAAAUUCCCAAUUCCCAAGGUGGACCUAAUUUGCCCAAGACUCUAGCCGAGGCCCGUCGUUUCGUUGCCCAGCCACUCGCCAGUAAACAAAUCCAAGAUGACAUCUCAUCGAUCAAUUCAGUCCCAUCCGACGACGGUGUCCAAACACGAAGCAGUUCAAGAGCCACAGGUCUAACAGCUGGAACAUUCACUCCUCGUGAUCGAAGCACAGACAGCGCAAGAACACAAGCAAGCGGCAGACGAUCCAUUGCCCCAUCUCUCCGCGAUGAACCCCUUCAAAGUCCGUCCUCAGCAAACCCCCAGAAUCCACUAGAGUCAAUGCGAAAUUUCGGAAACUCACUAAACCCUCUCAAUCACAUUCCGGGAAUGAUCAAAAAUUUUGGUCGUAACACUCCCAAUGCCCCGUCUACUCCAGACACUCCCAACCCCAAUACAAGACCGCUUUCCCCUGCAGCGAUGGAUCGUCUAAGGAUCUCGCCCAGUUCAAUUGAGAUAAAGAGUUCGCCAGCAAGUCCGCUGCCUCUACAGAAGAUUGAUCCUCCUAUUCAACGCUUCCUUGAUACGCAGAAUGCGAGUGAUUUACGUCUUGGAGAUGUCGCUAUCCUGCUAGAGGACUACAAGCGACUUGCAGCUGCAUUACAAAAAUCUGCGGCUGGAUCUCGCUGA